UGGAUGAAACAAGAAUGCAAUCAAAAUGGCCUUAUUGAUCUGAAUGAUCCUAAGGGGCAACUGAUACAAUUCUGUAAUGCCAUUAUCUUUGACAGGAAGUUUUAUGCACUAAGUUUGCAGGGGACCCUUGCACUAAUAGAAGAGAGUGAUGAAUCUCAGUUUCAAGUCACGCGAUUAAGUAGAAAACAAGCCAUUCCUUCAAACUACUCAAAGCGGUUUAUUGAGUACUUUCUUGAGUCUAAUGGGGAAAUCUUGCUCAUUUUCUUGAUCUCAGAAAGAUCAAACGGGAUAGUGGACAAAGUGGAAGUGUUCAAGCUGCAGAUUGAAGAUUUGUCAUGGUUAAAGCUGGACAACCUUGGAGAUAGAACGUUAUUUGUGGGGAUUAAUUGUUGUAUGUCAGUGCCUGCAAGUCAAGUUGGCUGCAGAAACAACUGUGUCUAUUUUACUCAUCAUUCCAUUGAUGGUUGGAGACUGUAUGAUAUGAGAAGUGGUUACAUUACCCCUUGUUAUGAUGAUGCUGGUUCCGAGAUUAAAAACCCAACUUGGGAGGAGCCAAUAACUGGAAAAUCAUCACGACGAUGA
Molecule: messenger RNA, 582 nt
Organism: Solanum verrucosum
Lineage: Eukaryota; Viridiplantae; Streptophyta; Magnoliopsida; Solanales; Solanaceae
Product: putative F-box protein At3g25750
Exons: 1
Coding region: 4-582 (192 amino acids)
Source: RefSeq, a predicted model, not a curated record